Lathyrus sativus (Indian pea) is the source of this 1761-nucleotide messenger RNA. The record is from the annotation of a GenBank genome assembly. Lineage: Eukaryota; Viridiplantae; Streptophyta; Magnoliopsida; Fabales; Fabaceae.
AUGACCAUAUUUUCAAAGCUUCUCGUCCCUUUAUUCUUUGCUCUCAUUAUUUUGUUAUUCACCACUAAGUUCUCAAAUUUCUUCACCAUUGAAACCUUUUCUAAUAACCAAGAAAGCAAUGUAUUGCAACAAAGCUUCAAACCCUUUCUAAAGAGAUUGAAUUGGCAUUAUGCUUUCAUUGGUUUCAAAAACAUUGAAGAUCCAUAUUCCAUUAGUCCAUUGUUGCUCCCGACAGAAACUCCAAAAAAUCGCGCCAUUUCCACCGAUGCAAGCAAGUGUUUUCCCGUGAUUUUACCUCGUGGCGCAAUUACACCCGAUAAUUGCUGUCCUCCCAUGCAAUCACCAUUGAAGAUCAAAGAUUUCAAAUUCAAAGACUAUGCAUCUUCAAAUACUCCUCUUAGGGUUAGAAAACCAUGCCAUUUAGUUGAUCAAGAGUUUAUAGCCAAAUUUGAAAAAGGCAUUGCUCUAAUGAAAGCAUUACCUAAAGAUGAUCCACGUAGUUUCUAUCAACAAUCUAAAAUCCAUUGUGCUUAUUGUGAUGGUGCUUAUCAUCAACAACACCCUUUUGAGAAUCUGAAAAUUGAUAUUCAUAAGUCAUGGUUCUUUUUUCCUUUCCACCGUUGGUACCUUUAUUUUUUUGAGAGAAUCUUAGGUAGUUUAAUUGGUGACCCAAAUUUUGCUAUGCCCUUUUGGAGUUGGGAUACUAUAGAUGGCAUGCAAAUCCCACCCUAUUUCACAUAUAUGAAUUCUUCACUUUAUCAUAAACUAAGAGACAAAAACCACAUGCCACCAUAUAUUGUAGAUCUUCUAUUCUUCGGAAAUGAAAAUUUUAUCUCUCCUCAAAAACAAAUUUCUUUCAACAUGGCUACUAUGUACAAACAAAUGGUUUUAGCUUCUACCAAAGAAAUAUUCAUGGGAAGCCCUCUUAGACACGGAGAUAAAUCCGAUCCAGGUAUUGGAUCAGUUGAACUUGCACCUCAUAACACUGUCCACUUGUGGGUUGGUGCUGCCGAUACUCCGAAUCGUGAAGACAUGGGAGCAUUCUAUACAGCUGCUAGAGAUCCUAUUUUUUAUUCUCAUCAUUCCAACUCAGAUAGAAUGUGGGUUAUAUGGAAAAAAUUGGGACAAGGAAGAAGAGAUUAUAGUGAUGAUGAAGAUUGGUUAGAUUCUAGUUUUUUUUUCUACGAUGAAAAUGCGACGCUUGUUCGUGUUAAGGUAAGAGAUUGUCUUGAUACAAAAAAUCUAGGAUAUGUUUAUCAAGAUGUUGAUCUUCCAUGGCUAAAUUUUCAACCUACACCAACAAGAAUGAGCAAGGAACAAAGGGAAGCUAAAAGAGCUAAAGUUUUGAUUUCAAAGGAGAGAAAGCAUUUUCCAUUAGUUUUAGAUUCUAAAAAAAGUGUGAUUGUGAAGAGGCCUAGGAAGUUGAGGAGUAAGUUGGAGAAAGAAAAUGAGGAGGAGGUUUUGGUGAUAGAAGGGAUUGAAUUUGGAAGUGAUCAAUAUAUCAGAUUUGAUGUUCAUGUUAAUGAUGAUGAAGAUGAGUUGAGUGACCCUGAUCAAACUGAAUUUGUGGCAAGUUUUGUUAGUUUGCACAGUGUUCAUAAGAGUAGAAGAAUAAGUACUCGUUUUAAGGUAGGAGUGUCAAAAGUGUUGGAGAAUUUGGAAGCUGAUGAAGAUGAUGAUAUUGUGGUUACCUUGGUGCCUAAGGCAGGUAAAGGGGAGAUUAUUAUAAGGAAUAUCAUGAUUGAAUUUAUACCUAAGUAG